AUGCGAAUGCCAGAAUCCACUUCUCCGCCUUCAAGGCUUCGGAUUACCAUCAUCGGCUGUGGUACCUUGGGCCAAGCUCUAGCCCAUGGUGUCGUUAAGCAACGCCCCGGCAACGUCCGUCUUGAUGAGAUUGUGCUCACGGGGCGUCGUGACAGCCAAGUUGACGCCCUGCGGUCGCAAUUCCCAGAGCUCACGGUGACGGGGAACAACUGUGACCCUUGCAUCUGGGACAUCGACGAAGGAAACGUGCAAAAAGUCCACCUUCUCUUUCUCGGGCCCAAGCCUUACGAUAUUCCGGCCACCUGCGCGCAGCUGUACCCGGCUAUCCAGAGACAGAGAGAGCGAGGGCACUCACUGCCAGUGAUCAUCACCUUAUGUCCUGGUAUCACAAUCGCGCAACUGCAGAGCUGGCUUCCUCACGAGACACCUUUGGUCCGAGCGAUGCCGAACACACCGGUCAAGGUCUCGCAAGGCGCUACUGGCCUUUUUCCCAGCGAAAAUGUACAGCCUCUUGAGAUGGAGCUUGUCCAGGCAGUGUUUCGCGCCAUCUCACCCACCGUUGUGGUUCUGUCCCAAGAGAACCAUUUGGAUGUCGUUGCAUCUAUUUCAGGGUCUGCUCCGGCAUACUUCUUUCACCUCAUGGACAGCAUGGUUGAGGCGGCUAAGGGUCUAGGGCUACCGGAGUCUAUCUCGACGAGGCUGGUCGCGCAGUCCUGCAUUGGGUCGGGAUCUAUGGCGCAUCUCGAUCUGGGUGUCUCCUUGGCUCAGAUGAAGAAUGACGUGUGUGUGCCUGGUGGCAGCACGCGUCGCGCAAUGGAUGUGCUGGACGCCAACGAUUGGCAUCGGCAUGUCGAGGACGCAGUACGGGUGAGUUGGAAGGCUAAUCGAGCUAUGAAAGACGGAACG
Penicillium cinerascens is the source of this 906-nucleotide messenger RNA. Its product is annotated as pyrroline-5-carboxylate reductase family protein. The record is from RefSeq and is a predicted model, not a curated record. The transcript is spliced from 2 exons. Gene Ontology annotation, molecular function: pyrroline-5-carboxylate reductase activity. NCBI's taxonomy places the organism in Eukaryota, Fungi, Ascomycota, Eurotiomycetes, Eurotiales, Aspergillaceae. Gene Ontology annotation, biological process: L-proline biosynthetic process. The annotation marks the transcript as partial.